AUGCCGCGACUACGACGUGAUCGUCGCCAAACCGAAGAUCCGACCUUAACCUACCCAAAAGAUCAGCCUUGUUGUUCGACCGAAGCCAACGAACGACUCAUCCACGGUGAAGUAGAUGCUUCAGAAUCUUCGGAGUCUGCAGAAUUCUUUUCUAACUCAGAAUCCACUAGCUUUUGCACGAAUUCAUCAAAAAAUGGCACUAAAUUCUCGUCGAAAUCUUUAAAAUAUUCAAAUUCAGAUUUUAACGACAAAAAUGGUGCUUCAGAAGGCUAUGCUACGAAAUAUUCAGAUUCAAAUGACGCUUCAGAAGGCUAUGCUACAAGAUAUUCAAAGUCAGAAGCCAAAAACUGCAUCUCAGAUCUCGUUUUCUACAGCAAACACACGAAGAAGCUGCUGUUUCUACUGGGCGGAUUAGCUUUGUUAAGUCUAAUCGGAGGGAUCGUCCGCUUCGGCGAAGGCCAAACCAAACAUCGGCACAGUCUUUAUUCAGGUGAGUCUUUUCAAGGAGGUAAGAGGAUCAAAAGGUGUUUUUGUGGGAGAAAAAGUUGUGUUUUGUUAUGGAAAUGAGGUGAAAAUGGGCUUUUUUGAGAAAGUUUUGGGUUUUUUAAACUUUUGGGGCAAUUUUAGGUUUUAAAUUUUAUUAUUGUGUUAAUCCCGAGGCGAGAUCAGACGUGGAGUUAGGCUUUUACAAGGGUCAAUGUAGUUUCAAUUUAGAACUGACUAGGGCCAAACUAAAGUAUCAGGCUGUUCACAUAAUGUUGUGCCCUCUAACUCCGAAAAUUUUCUUUCAUAUGGUCUCAGAAUUAUUUGAACAGUCUGUUAGUAUAAAGGAGAAGAGUCUAACGUAAUAUAACUAACAGUAUUUGAAAAAAAAAUAAUUUUGUUGGGGUAAAUUUAGUUUACAAAGCCUAAAGAAUUGUAUUUAAAGUUUUUUUUUAAAUUAUAAUUUAACAGAAAAUGUUUUUUUUUCUAAAAUUUCUUGAAAAAAACCUCUUUUUCCGCUUUAAAACCCCAAGAAGUAGUCUGUCCUUGUAGUUGUUUUUUUAUACAAAUCGAAUUUAACAAAGAGUGUCUGAUGGUCAUUCCUUCCCCUCGAGUAAACUGAUCGAAUUAUAAAUGGUCAGCACCUGUUCGUUCGGCCGUUCUCAUUAAUUUCGGCCCAAUUCAUCUAGAUGUUUUUUACGAUCGAACUUGUCACACCUUUAUGCCUUUAAUCCAUCAAAAUUCAAGAAAAAUUAAUUAAAAGUGGGCUGAAUUCAAAAAAAAGAGAAAUGAGGAAUAUUUUAGUUUUUUUUAAAUUUAAAUAUGACUUUUAAAAAAUGUUUAAAAAAACCUUAUUUUAGGUGUAAGCGAAGAUGUAGGCGAAACGUGGUAUCUUAACUUACACGACGUGCGACGACGAAGACAUUUAGCAUUAGAAGAAGAGUAUUAUAGAGAAGAUCAGAAUCUGAAGGGCCUGGCCUUGGACUGUAACGACAAAUGUACAUUAACAUUACAUCGAAACCAACAACUUUUGAAAAUUAAAUUAUUUCGACGAGAGUUCAACUCUGUUCAAGGGUAAUAUUCGGAUUACAGUUUUUUCUUUUUAUUUAAAAAAAAUUUUAUAUUUUGAUGAGAAAAGAGUGGCACGUUUUUAAUUACUAAUAGCACCAACUUUCAGUGAAGAAGUAGUAAUCCCAAUAAUACAGUACCUGGAUUCAGAAAACGAAACUCGAGCUCAUCCAACCAUACUGCCAACAGGCUGUAUAUACACAGCGAAGGUAGAAGAUGGCACGGAAGAGAGUACUGUCAACUUGUGUGAUGAUAAUGGGCUGGUAAGUAAAAUUCAAACAUUUUUUAAAAGAUUUUCUUAAAUUUUUUGAUUUUUUUAAAAUUUUGAAUAUUUUUGAAUUUCCCGCCAAAUUAAUAGUGUUUCCAGCUUAUAAUUUUGUCAUUUUUUGAAUUUUAAUUAUUUUUCUUUAAUAUACUUGUAGAAAAUUUUUAAAUAAACCUGAAUUUUUUAAUUUUUAAGCAUAUCUUGUCUGGAAAUUAAAAAAAAGUGCUUGAAACACAAUGCCAAAUCUGUCAAAUUAGCGGAAGAUUCAAAUAUUUAAAUUUUAAAACUGAAAAGCACAAGUUAAAAUUUUUUGUGGGUACUAUUGGUAGUACAAAGAGAUCAUAUAAAAAAUUUUGGGCUGGUUCUAAGCGGGGCGGAUUCGGUACUUUCCUUGUAAAUUUUUGGAUUUUUUGUUGGUUAUUGAUCUAGGGUCCUAUAGGGUAAAAUUUUGAUAAGGUUUUUCAUUCUCAUAGCUAUUUUUAUUUAUAUUUUCAAAACCAAAGCAUUCUUGACCAUAAUUCAUAUUUUUGGCCAAACUCCAAUAUACCUUCGGCCAGAAACCCUAUUUUAAAAAUAUUUUGGCCACAUUCCAAUUUUUCAAAACAUUUUUGGCCAGGUUUCAAGAUUUUGUAAACAAAAUUGGCCAAAUUCCAAAACAUUUCUCAAAACAUUUUGGCCCGAUUCCAAUAAUAUUGGCCAAUGUUUUUAAUAAUUUCUGGCCAGGUUUCUGGAGCAAAUUAUGAUUCAAGAAUUACAAAAAAUGGCCCAGUGGGAGGUCCGAAACGGGCCCGAAUUUGCAUGUUGCUAGCAUUCGUAAACAUAAAUAACAUCAGAGGAAUGAGUAACAGAGAAAGUGGCAACGAAAAGAGCAUUAAAAGUAAUUGUGUUCAUUGAGUUUCGAAAGGAUGAAGUGCACUAGGUUAAAAAAAAGUGGAAAAGAAUACUGUAUUUUAUCAAGCAAAUAAGGGUACCAAUAUUUAGUACAAUAUAAACAAAUAGUACCACAAUUGACCAGAAAUUUCGAAUUUUUGACCAUAAAUGUAUAAUUAGCGCCAUUUUAGAAGGGUGUGUACCAUAUAGGUAAGCAAACAUAGUUUGGGAUAACUAGUAGCGUUUUAGGGCUUUGAAGAUAACUAGUCUUAUUUUGGGACAGUUAGUACCACUGCCAGUCAAUGUGUACCAUCUUAGGACGAAUAGUACUAUUUUUUAACCAAAAUAUCCCUAAAAUACUAUAAAAGACCUAAAAAGCCUCAAGAUGUAUACUGUUCAAUUUUCAGUACGGCACCCUCGCUUUACAUGAUGGUGCAUAUGUGAUCGAGCCUCUGAACGCGACCGAGACCAGUCGAAAGAAACGUGACCUUAAGAUCUCUCCUCACCUCAUCUACCGCGCCCAGACCAUGCCAUUCGAAGACCCACCCAAUAUUCAAAUUGAGGACGAACAACUGUCCAAUUCGACCCGGAACGGUUAGUCGGAACGGUCGUUAACUCUCUUAAUGAGGUCUUUCGGACGUUUAAUUGGGCAACAAAUCGAAAAUAAAAUACAGAAACUAUAAAGCAAAAGUUUAACGAUUUUAAAAUAUGUUUUUGAGUGAAAAAAGUUUUUGAAAUUUAAAAAAUGACAAAAUAUUACCUGACUUGAUUGACUUUACACUUUUUAUAUAGAAAGGUCAUGUAAUUAUAAGAUAUUCAGCAAAGUACUAAACCGCGAUUUCCAGUCAAUCUCAAGAAAAUCGAGAUUAAAAAACUGGGUUUUGAAUUUCUCGCCAAAUUGGCAUUGUGUUUCAAGCUUAUAACUUGGUCGUUUUUUUGACUUUUAUUCAUUUUUAUUUGAUAUACUUGUAAGCGUAGCUUAUUUGGGACAUUAAAAAAGAACUUGAAACACAAUGCCAAAUUUGCCAAAUUGGCGGGUAAUUCAAAUAUUUAAACUUUAAAACUCAAAAGCGCGAACUAGAUUUUUUAUCAGUACUACUGGUGGGGCAAAGAAAGUAGGACAGGGGUAAAACAGCAAAAAAUUUAAACUUCUAAGUAUUUAAAACUUCAAAACAACCAUUUCAGAACGACAAAAGCGAACAGCCAACUCCUGGGACUACUAUGUGGAAGUGCUGGUUGUGGCCGACUAUAAGAUGUUGGUAUAUCAUCAGAACAACCUUGAAGCAUAUGUAUUGACUUUGUUUUCAACUGUAGCUUCCAUCUACCGACAUGCUUCCCUGCGAGCUUCUGUUAACAUCAUCGUGGUCAGAGUUGUGGUACUCAAACAUGAAAAUGUAAGGGUUUGAAGUUGAAUUUUAUAAUGGUCAAUUGGGUUUAAAAGCAGCAUAACGUUUAAAAUGAUGUUAGAGGCUCUGAAAUUUAAUUUCUCGUUGAUUUAUACAAUUCUUAAAAGUUUGGUUUUGCCGUGUUUUUACCUACUAUAAUAUAGUUUUUUCAAUAGAUUAGUCUAAAAAUAAGCCUUAAAACCUAAACGUAAAAAUAAGAGAUGAAAUCUACAAUCCACAUAUGAUAAAAAAAGAGUUUUUUUUUAUUAUCUUUGCUUUAUCAAAACUACCUUAUUUUACCCCACCCAACCCUUCAGGUCGGUCCACGAGUCUCAAACCAUGCCCAAGAGACCCUCCAACAAUUUUGUGCUUGGCAACAAAACCUGAAUGACAGAAACGACGAUGCUUUAGCUCAUCACGAUGUAGCCAUCCUUUUGACUCGACACGACAUCUGUAGAGCGACGAACAAAUGUGAUACACUUGGAUUGGCAGAACUGGGUACGAUGUGUGAUGCUAGGAAAAGUUGUGCCAUAAUUGAGGACAAUGGACUGUCAGCGGCGUUUACUAUCGCUCAUGAAUUGGGGCAUAUGUAAGUUGCGCUUUCCUACAACAAGGUACUAGUUUUUGUUAAUUUGCGUUGUUUUGUUACCUAAAAUCUAAAAAAAUUUUAAUUUCAAAGUUAAAAAAUUGUUUUCACCUUAAAUAAAGGUUAAAAUAGGUAUUAAAUUUCUAUUUUUACAGUCUCAACAUACCACAUGACGACGAACGACGUUGUGCAAGAUAUAUGCCAUUGACCAAGAACAACUUUCAUAUUAUGGCUCCAACUCUCGAGUACAACACUAACCCCUGGGCUUGGUCACCAUGCUCUUCUGCUAUGCUCGAAAAGUUCUUGGAGUAAGGGUUUUAGAUAAUUUUAACAAAAAUUUGAACUUUAUUACCUAAAUUUUGAAUUAUGUUACCUACAACUUGAAAAAAUUAAAGUUACUGUAAUAUUAUGAGGAAAUUUUUCAAAACUGAAUUCACAGUAAUGGAAAAAGUGACCUUCAUAACAUUUUUCAAUAAAAACUUCCAUUUCUACCCUAUGCACGAACAAUAUUACAGUAACCAACGUUCCCAAACCCAAUGUAUCCUGGACAAACCAGUGGAACGCCGCUACAUGGACAAGAUGUUCAACCAUCCCCCAGCUGGCAUGCUCUACUCAGUAAACCAACAAUGCCAAUAUGUAUUCGGCCCGUCGGCGGAGAUCUGUCCAUAUAUGCCGACUUGUCGUCGACUAUGGUGUUCAACAUACUAUGGCUUCCAAAUGGGCUGUAGAACUCAGCAUAUGCCUUGGGCUGAUGGCACACCGUGCGGAGAUAGCAUGUGGUGCCAUCGAGGACAAUGUGUAGGUAUAUCGCCGGACAAACGGUUGAAGGUUGAUGGAGGCUGGGGAGAAUGGCAGCCAUUCGGACCUUGUAGUAGAACUUGUGGGGGCGGAGUUCAGAAGGGCGUCCGGGAUUGCGAUAAACCAAGGUAAAUUCUAGUUAACGUAUUAAAAGUAGUGAAGAAUAAAAUGUUCUUGACCUUUCAAAGGUUUUUGUAAAAAUAUUUUACAAAAUCUUUCUGUUUUGACGAAAUGCCACAAAGUUAUCGGAAUUUUUUGUGACAUUUCGUGUUUACAGUUUUUCGUUGUGAAAAUUAUCUUUUCUCGCAAAACUAUGGAAAUUACUACGAUUUUACACCUAAAUCACUAUGAUUCAGACCAAUGAACGGUGGAAAAUACUGUAUUGGACAACGUGAACGCUAUCGUUCCUGCAACAUUCAUGAAUGUCCAUUUGAAACAGCCGGUUUCCGCGAAGUUCAGUGCAGUGAUUUCGACAACAAGAACGUUGGGAUCCACGGAGUGCCAGUUCAAACGAGAUGGGUACCUAAAUACACAGCGAUUGCCAAGAACGAGCGCUGUAAAUUAUAUUGUAGAGCUAAAGAUUCGGCCGCGUUUUACUUGCUAAAGGACAAGGUAAUCGAUGGAACGCCGUGUGAUAUGAACAGCGACGACAUUUGCAUUGACGGCAUCUGUCACAAGGCUGGAUGUGAUCAUAGACUGGGGUCGAGUAUCAAAAGAGACACUUGUGGCGUUUGUGGUGGAGAUGGCAGGUCGUGUCAGACUGUUCAAGGAGUUUACAAUGAAAGGACGUCUUUUGGAUACAAUGAGGUGCUGAGGAUUCCGGCAGGGUCGGCUAAUAUUGACAUUAGUCAACAGAGUUAUAAUAACCAUAAGGAUGACGAUAACUACUUGGGUAAGUGUAAUAUUGUGUUUUCUUUGUUUUGAGUAGUUGUAGAGGCUUUUGGCUAUGUUAAUACCGAAAGUUCGAGGUUUAUGGUAUUGAAAAUGAAGAAAAGUUUUUUAUCUUUAAAAGUUUUUAAUAUUUUUUAAAAACUUAAUACCUAAAAUCUUUAUUUUAGCGCUUCGUACAGCCACAGGAGAAUUUCUUCUAAACGGUCAAUAUCAAGUCUCUGUUUUCCGUCAACAAAUCCCAAUUCUGGACACAGUUCUCGAAUACUCUGGCAGUGACAACAUUGUAGAACGAAUCAAUGGAACAGGUCCGAUUCGAUCUGACAUCUACGUUCACGUUCUGAGUGUGGGGAAUCUGAAUCCACCUCACGUCAACUACAAGUACAUGGUGCCUUUGAAUCCGAGCAAAAUCGACGCUAUUUCCCUUUUGAAUCCACGAUAUUAUUGGCUGUCUUCGGAUGCGUGGAGUCAAUGUACGUCACGAUGUCAAGGGAAUCAGAUUCAGGGGUUACGGUGCAUUGAAGGAAGCAGCAAUCGACCGGUUGCUGAUCAAUAUUGUACAUCACAGAGACCGGAACAGAAGCAGAGAAUGUGCAAUGUGAAUUGCUUUUUCAAAUGGAAAACCGUCGUAGCUUCUCAAUGUUCAGCACGUUGUGGUCGUGGAGAACAAGAACAACGUGUGAUGUGUGUAGCGUUGACUAAACUUUUGAAUAACACGGAGAAAGAUGAGCCAGCUCACGAAUCCGAGUGUCUACAAGCCAACCUCCGGAAACCGGCUACAAAAGUACCCUGUUAUAACGACUGUGAAGGCCGUAAGUGGUCGUACUCGGCUUGGAGUCAAUGUUCAGCUACAUGUGGCAAAGAUGGUGUCAAGAAGCGACAGAUACGAUGUACUGACAAUGCUAAUCGUGAUAUUGAUCGAAGACAUUGCGAACUUAUCGUACGGGAAGCUACAGAGACUGAAUGCAACAGAAUACCAUGUCCUGGAUGGUCGUACGGUCAGUGGACGGAAUGCUCACGGUCGUGCGACGGUGGAAUCAGAAUCCGACACGCUUCAUGUCAUGACAGUUCAGGUCGAGAAGUCAAUGUAGAGUACUGUGCGAAUCAGGAGAGAAAAGAUCGUGAGAAGUGUAACGAACACGUAUGUAGCCAGUGGAAGUUCGGACCGUGGUCAGCGUGCUCUACAAGUUGUGGUACUGGUGUUCAGCGAAGAGAGGCGACGUGUAGUGACAGGAAUGGCAACAAGUUGGACGAGUCGAAGUGUGACAUCAGGGAGAAGAUCCUGCACAAGUCGUGUCAUCAAGGUGACUGUCCACAUUGGAAGGUGGCCGACUGGAGCACUUGCUCGGUAUCGUGCUUGGAUGGUUACAAGACGAGGUCGAUUCAGUGUGUGGAUGGGAAGGACAACAGAAUUGCAGAAGACUAUUGUCUACGGACGUCCAACAACACACGACCAGCUACACACGAAUUCUGUAACAAUGGACCGUGUCCUUAUUGGAGACAGAAUCCAUGGUCAUCGUGCUCUGUAUCUUGUGGAGCUGGCAUCAGAGUACGAACAGUGGAAUGUGUGUUCAGAGAACAAGUAGUAGAUGGAUCUUUCUGUAACGAUCAACCACCAAAGGCCUUGACUCAGAACUGCACGUUGACACUGUGUUCUGAAUGGAAGCUUCAUCCUUGGUCUCGGUGCUCUAAAUCGUGUGGUACUGGUAGUCAAACUCGAAGAGUAGAAUGUGUCAAAGAUGGUGAUAAGAUUGUUAAUGAUAGGGAAUGCUCUGGAACAAAGCCAAGAACCGAGAAAGAGUGUAACAAAGAAGAAUGUGAAGCUACACGGUCACAACCCAAUGAAUCUCCUAUCUACUGGGCUACAGGACCGUGGACAAAGUGUAGCAAGGCGUGUGGUACUGGUACUCAACGCAGACAAGUCAAGUGCAGAGACAGUCGAGGUGGACACAAGGAGCUGCCGGACGAAUACUGUAGAAACUUCGAGAAGGAGCCAGAAUCCAGGCAAUGCAUCGUGCGACCGUGCGUGAAAUGGAAGACCGAAGAGUGGGAGCCUUGUCAGGGAACUUGUGGCGUUCAUGUUGUACAGAAACGAAGAGUAUACUGUACGUCGGUCGAGAAUCCUCCAGUAGCUGUCAAGGAUUCUGACUGUGAUCCUACUGAUCAGCCGGCUGCCUUAAGGGGCUGUAACUUGGCUCCAUGUGUGGCUGAGCCGAGGGUUACUUUGGGAGAAUGGAUUGUUGGAGAUUGGGAGGCGGUAAGGUUUUAUAACAUACUAAUAUGCAUGUUGUAGUAGGUCUAAAUUUGCGUUUUAUUGUUUUUGUUACUUUUAAUAAAUUAUAUUGUUAACUUAUUUGUAAUUUAAAAAUGUAUAUAGACGAUAAUUUAAAGUAAUAUUGAGGUUUUAGUGUUCUGUAUCAUGCGGUAUUGGCUAUAAAAGACGUACGAUUCAAUGUGAUUCUAAGUUAUGCAAUGAAGCUAAAAAACCACCUCAGUUCGAGCACUGUAACCUAGGAGAAUGUAGACAACGGUACACUUGGCAAGCCGGCCAAUGGUCUAUCGUAUGUUUUUUUAAUUUUUAAUGUUCGGGCUUACUUUAUAUAAGAUGUCAUAUAAAAGUCAUUUUAGCGGCUGAUAUUAUGGCUAACAUAUUGUUUAUGAAUAUGAAAGAAUAAAGUUAAAAAAUACUUUAAACUACUUAAAACUAACAUGAUUUAUAUAAAGCAUUACCUACAUUUCUAGUGUUCCGUGUCCUGUGGCCAAAACGGUCUUCAACAACGUCGAAUUUGGUGUGAAUUCGAUACAAAUCCGCCGAAAGAAGUCGCGGCUACAGAAUGUGAUCGUAAAGAUCAGCCUUCAUCUCGGCGGCCGUGCUCUGAUGUUGUGCAAUGUCCUGUCGUACAUACGACAACACAGUCGAAUCCGAAGGUGAAAUACGUUUGGACGACCGGUCAAUGGAGCAUGGUUAGUGAAUUGCAGUCAAAUACGAUUAAGUACAUACAUAUGUGGCCUUAGUUAUCGCUUUUAUUUGAAUAAUUAGCUGUAGAUAUCACUUUUUGAUAUACUUGUUGUCACAAAUUUUAUGUUUUUUUGUUAUCACAUUUACACUUUUAUAUAGCUACAUCACAACUGAUUCACAGCUUUAUAUUCGAUGUUACACUUAUUGUACGGCUUUACUUACCUUAUUUAUGCACCUUUUUGUUGGUUACUUCAGUUUUGUUUAUGUUUUUGUGUUAUUUUUGUUAUAAACUGUUGAUUUUUUUUUGUUUUUUUGAGUAGUUUUUGUUGUUUUAUGCUUGUUGUGAUCAAGUUUUUACAUUUGUUUGCUUUGGUUCUGUUACUUUUGAGUUUUUUUUUAUAUUGCACAGUUCAUUAUCAUGCACAAUAAUAUUUACGUAUUUUACUCUGUUAAUUAAUCUAUAUUCAAGUUUUUUUAUUUAGUUAUAUACAUCUAUUUAAGCAUUAUAAACUUUAUUUGUAUUACCUUAUAUUCUCAACCUUACCGCCAACUUUCAGUGCUCCUCAACCUGUGGAUCAGGCGUCAGAAUCCGUGACGUCUUUUGUGUGAACGAACUGAAGGAUGGAGAGAAAGUACCGUCAAGCUUAUGUAGCCCUGCCGAACGGCCGAUGGCAGAACAUCGUUGUCGACAGAAGGUGUGCCCCAAGUGGACCAAAGAGAAGUGGUCCGAAUGUUCUGUGACCUGUGGCAAAGGGAUCAGAAGGCGUGAAGUCUUGUGCAAACGAGGACGAGACGAACUUCUGGAGGCAUCGUUAUGCUCAGAAGCCGAUCGUCCUAAAGAAACUAGACCUUGCGAAACUCAGAAGUGCUCGUCUUAUCAGUGGAAGGUCACGCCGUGGUCUAAAGUAAUAUUUUAUAUUGUUUUAGAUGUAAAGUUGGGGUUUUUCUUUAUUUUUGUGAUUGUUUAAUUAUAUUUUGGAUAAGCAACGUAAUUUAUUAAAAAAGAAGCAGGGCGUAUUUUACAAAUUCAAAAAAAAUUAAGAAAAACUAAAAAAUGAUUGUUACACGCCAUAAACAUAAAAUAUGGCGUGUUAGACAACAUUAACCAGCAAAUGUGUUUAUUACAACAUAAAUCUUUCUUUGCAUGAACAUUUCUGAAUUAUGUAUGUGUUUAGGACGAAAUGGCACCAAAAGUUGUAAAAUUACAUUUUUUCAUAAAAAAUGUCAUUUUUUAUUUAAAUUUUUUAUUUAAUUCUUUGUAAGUACACUUUGUACCUUGGUACGUUAUAUUAUACAUGAUCUAAUAUUUUAAUUUUACUUUAUUUAAACUGUAAAUUACUGUUAUAUUAACCAAUAUAAUUACAGUGUACCGAGUUAUGUAACCCAAGUGAACAAACUCGUCGUGCUUAUUGUAUGAGCUCUCUGAAUCAACGUGCUGCUCCAAGAAUGUGUGCCAAAGAUCCGAUGCCGGUACUCAAAAAGGAUUGUCCUACUGACAAAUGUCCUUAUCAAUGGGUGGCUGGGCCUUGGAGUACGGUAAGUAUUUUUCACUUUCUUAUUUUUCUGGUCAAAAAGUUUAUGGAAUUUUUUUGGUAAUCAUAUUAGGUUGUUCAAAUAAUUCGGUGCUCUUUCUGAAAGCAAAUUUUCGGGCGUUGGGGCUCAGAAUUGUUUGAAAGUCUUAAUAUUUGAUUCUAUUUUGACUUUUCUGCUUACUUUUUGACCGUUCUUUGCGAAUUUCUACGUAUUUUUGGACCAAGUUCGUAAAAAUUUUAAUUUUUCAGUUUUAAAAUUAAAAAUCUUUUUUAAAAUUGAAAUUAAAACCUCAGUUUAGUGUUCGAAAACCUGUGGUCAAGGGCACAUGUUCCGUCGCUUGGAGUGUAAGGUAAAGGAUAAUAUAUGGCUGAACCAAACGGAGCAGCAAAGUACAGUACUCUCGAGGAUGUGCAUGUCUCUGGAGAAGCCGGAAGUCUCCAAAGAAUGUGUAAUGAACGAAUGUGGCUCCGAGUUCCAAUGGAGCGUCGGACCUUGGUCUCAGGUAUCUACUGCAAUAUUUUUUGGGAGUUGGGCUUUUUUUGUUACCUAAAUUUUAAAUUUUUUUUUAGAAAAAUUAAUUUUUUAUGGUUUUUUUAUAUUUAGGUAUCGAAAAGUCAUGGACUGAAAUAUUUACGAUUUUAUAUUAAUAUAGGUAUAGAUAGGUGUUAAUUGAACUACAUUUAGCCAAAUACAAACAAUUCUUAUCACUAACAAUAACAAUAUCCCUUACAGUGCUCCAAAGACUGUGGCACAGGCACAAGAAAGCGCAAAGUGUACUGUUUGAACAAGAAAGGCGACAAAGUGGAGAAAGAAUACUGUGAUGAACAACAUCGACCGUCGAAGCGGGAGAACUGUUUCCUCCGCAACUGUCUGCCAGGUGAUUGUGCUGAACUCAAGAGUCAGAAUCCAGCUGUCAAUGGAAUUGAUGGUGAAUACAUCGUGCUGGUUACUGGGUUUAGAGUUAAGGUUUAUUGUGCCAGAAUGAACGAGACUUUACCCAGAACUUAUGUUAAUGUAGACCCGAAGAGUAAUUACGCCGAGUUUUAUGGCAAGAGGUAAGUAACCUAGCAUUGUAAUGUCAAUUGUCUAAUGUACCGUACUAUAAGUAGAUGUUUGCCAAUGUAAAAUACGCCGAGGCAUGAAAAUUUUUAAGUAUUAUAAAAAUAUAUUUAAGUAUUAUCUUAAUAUAAACCUAUGUUUUAGGCUAGCUUAUCCAUUCUCAUGCCCAUACGAUGGCCAAAGGAACGACUCUUGUGAUUGUACGGAUGAUGGACAUCUCAGUGUUGGUAAGACUGAGUUCUCCAAGGUCAGAGUUGACCUACACAACAUGAAAAUCAAUCGUAAGUUUCAAAAACAGCUUAUUUUGGCAUAAAAAUGAGGAUCUUUGCCAUUUUUUACUGUUUUUAAAUCAUAAAAUUGGCUUUUUAAAAACAUUUUUUGAAUUUACCGCUAUUUUUGGCAUAGUGUUGCAAGUUUUGCUCCAAAUGUGUCUCUAAAUGUAAAAGAAAAAUCUCAUCGAAUGUUGUUUCAGCCCAUGACUUCACCUUCACAAACACAACCCACGGCUCUCAAGUGCCAUAUGGCACAGCCGGCGACUGUUACAGUAUGAGCGACUGUCCUCAGGUAUAGAUUACACUUUCAUGCAUAAGAACAUAUAUGUUUAUUUAUACUGCGAUCUAUACGAAUUUCCGUGCAAAUGUUUUCGUAAAUAGCUCGAGCUCCUAUAACUGAAUAAUUAAGAUAUGAGCUGGAUUGUAUAAAUGAAUAUUUAAAGUAUGAAAUGGGUUAUCGUAGGAAGAGGGCAAAGAAAGAGUUUAAUCUUAAAAUUUUGAUUUCAGGGCCGAUUCUCGAUUGAUUUGCGAAAUACUGGUCUAAAAGUGGUGGACGACCUUCAGUGGGUCGAUCAUGGUCACAGGACCAGUUCACAUAUUGAACGAUCAUACGUAAGUUCAAAUGCAUAGGUUUCUCAAGUAUUUAUUGAGCUACGAAUGUAUUCAUAAACAAUAUAUAAUAUAACAGUAAGGGUUCCUUAAACACUGAUCCUGUCCCAAGCUUUAAAAUCACCCUGUUCCUAUCAAAAAUGACAUAAUACUAUCUAGGAGGACCCGUAAAGGCUUUUUGAACCUUCUGUUUUACAUUUCAAAUUUUCAAAAUUUAAAUUUUAAAUUAUUCAUACGCAAACCCCUUUCAGAACAACGCCGUGAUCAAAGGCGCAUGCGGCGGUUACUGCGGCGAAUGUGCGCCGGAACGCUUCAAGGGCCUCGUACUGGAGCUGGAGCACAAACUCAAAGCCAGAAAACAUUGA
Bursaphelenchus okinawaensis is the source of this 13140-nucleotide messenger RNA. NCBI's taxonomy places the organism in Eukaryota, Metazoa, Nematoda, Chromadorea, Rhabditida, Aphelenchoididae. The record is from the annotation of a GenBank genome assembly.